Messenger RNA from Radiomyces spectabilis, 1425 nucleotides. Its product is annotated as major facilitator superfamily domain-containing protein. Lineage: Eukaryota; Fungi; Mucoromycota; Mucoromycetes; Mucorales; Radiomycetaceae. Gene Ontology annotation, biological process: transmembrane transport. Gene Ontology annotation, molecular function: transmembrane transporter activity. The record is from RefSeq and is a predicted model, not a curated record. The transcript is spliced from 6 exons. The coding region runs from base 1 to 1407 and encodes 468 amino acids.
AUGUCGUUGUCUGUCAUCAAUGAUACCGAUAGAUCUCAUUCUACCAGCUCAACACAGUCUGUCAAGUCAGAGAUCGACCAUACCGAUCCGGCAUCGAAACCACAAUCGCAACUACAACCCCAAUCACCAUCAGAUAAUGCACCUUGUCAAUUUUCAGCAUUUUAUCGAUGGUUUAUACUUUUCAUCAUUGCUUUGCAAGGCUUUUUAGGCCCAUUGAGCAGUUCAAUUUAUAUACCAGCUAUUUACCGCGUGAAGAAAGAUUUCAACGUAUCUACUACUGGCAUCAAUGCAACCAUAUCCAUCUACAUUUAUAUACUAGGAGUGGCGCCAAUGAUCUGGGCUGUUAUUUCUGAGAGGCACAGUCGGCGACGAGUCUACAUUAUAUCGACAGCGAUGUAUGUGGUCUCUACUUUAGGGUGUGCGGCUUCUAAAAGUAUUGGCCUUUUUGUCACUAUGCGAAUAUUUCAAGCUGCUGGUGCAAGUGCUGCUCAGGCAGUCGGCGCAGGCACCAUCAUUGACCUAUUUCAAGUGCAUGACCGAGGCAAAGCGAUGGGACUUUUUUUUCUAGGACCCUUGGUGGGCCCUGUUAUCGGUCCUAUUGCGGGCGGUUACAUUAGUCAAUAUUUUCAUUGGCGAGACAUAUUUUGGAGCCUUGCCGCUGUCGGUGGAUUCGUACUUUUGCUCAUGAUCUGUUUCCUUCCCGAGACAGGCACUCGAUCAGUGAAAAUCGAUGAAAGUGCUAUCAAAGCGAUGCUGCGUCCUUUAAGCUUUUUGUUAGAGAAAAUCGUGGUGUUAGCCAGUAUACCUUACGCGAUUGCUUUCGGCUUCAUGUAUUUUGUUAUUGCAUCGUUGUCACAUGAACUCAUCACGCGGUAUCAUUUCACCAGCUCGCAAGUCGGUCUGGCUUACCUCGCCAACGGAACCGGCAAUGCCAUCGGCGCAAUGGUAUCUGGAAAAUGCGCCGACUGGAUUUUACGGCGAAAUAGCGAUCAGCGUUCAUAUGUCAUUGAACAUCGAUUAUCGGUGACAUGGCUAGGCGUUGUGUUGCUUUGUGCAGGCGAGCUCAUGUAUGGCUGGUGCGUUCAACUGCAGCUGAGUGUGGUGGCCGUGUUAGCGGGACUUUUCCUUUUGGGACUUGGUGUAGGCAUUAUUCAAACACCUAGCAACACAUAUGUAAUGGAUGCUUACGAGGGACAUGCGGCCAGUGCCAUGAGCGCUUCGAACCUUAUGCGUUGUACGUGGGCCGGCUGCACACCACUGAUGGCACCUUUUAUGCUUCAUCGCAUGGGCAAUGGCUGGUCCUUGACCGUAAUAGCAAGCGUAAGCGCAUUGAGUGGCAUCUGUAUCUUCCUCGUCCAACAUUUUGGUCAUCGAUGGCGAAACGCCAAAUGCCAUCCGCUUCCAUAAACUGGCGUCCAAUAUUUG